AUGAGCGGAGCCGCGGGCUGCCGGGGCGGCGGCGGAGAGCGGGGGCCUCGCUGGAGGAGACCGUGGAAGCUCCUGGCCCUCGGCCUCCUCUCCGCCUCCUCCGUGCUGGCGGCCGCGCCGGGCGCCGGGGCCAUGAGCAAGGAAGAGAAACGGCGGCUGGGAAACCAAGUUCUGGAAAUGUUUGACCACGCGUAUAGCAAUUAUAUGGAUCAUGCCUAUCCAGCUGAUGAACUCAUGCCUUUAACUUGUCGUGGACGGGUGCGGGGUCAGGAGCCAAGUCGUGGGGACGUGGAUGAUGCCCUGGGAAAGUUCUCCCUGACCUUGAUUGAUACCUUGGACACUCUUGUGGUGUUAAAUAAAACCAAAGAGUUUGAAGAGGCUGUAAAAAAAGUAAUCAAGGAUGUUAAUUUAGAUAACGACAUAGUUGUGUCUGUCUUUGAAACCAACAUAAGAGUCCUUGGUGGUCUCCUUGGUGGGCAUUCAGUGGCAAUUAUGCUGAAAGACAAAGGUGAAUACAUGCAGUGGUACAACGGCGAACUUCUGCACAUGGCAAAGGAGCUGGGCUACAAGCUUUUACCUGCCUUUAACACCACUAGUGGUCUCCCUUACCCAAGAGUUAAUUUGAAGUUCGGUGUAAGACAUCCAGAAGCACGAACAGGAACAGAGACUGAUACCUGCACAGCUUGUGCAGGUACCUUGAUCCUGGAGUUUGCAGCUUUAAGUCGAUUCACAGGAACAUCUAUAUUUGAGGAAUACGCACGGAAAGCUCUUGACUUCAUUUGGGAAAAGAGGCAGCGCAGCAGCAAUUUGGUGGGUGUUACAAUUAAUAUUCACACAGGAGACUGGGUCCGCAAAGAUAGUGGAGUUGGAGCGGGAAUAGAUUCAUAUUAUGAAUAUUUAUUAAAAGCCUACGUCCUGUUGGGAGAUGACAGUUUCCUGGAAAGAUUUAACACGCACUAUGAUGCCAUAAUGAAGUACAUUAGCCAACCACCUCUCCUUCUUGAUGUUCAUAUUCAUAAGCCAAUGCUAAAUGCUAGGACCUGGAUGGACUCUUUGCUGGCUUUCUUCCCAGGACUGCAGGUAUUGAAGGGUGAUAUUAGACCUGCUAUUGAAACUCACGAGAUGCUGUACCAAGUUAUAAAGAAGCAUAACUUUCUUCCUGAGGCUUUCACAACAGACUUCAGAGUUCACUGGGCCCAGCAUCCUUUAAGGCCUGAAUUUGCUGAGAGCACUUACUUCCUGUAUAAGGCUACGGGGGAUCCUUACUAUCUAGAAGUAGGAAAAACACUCAUUGAAAACCUAAACAAGUAUGCAAGAGUGCCUUGUGGGUUUGCUGCAAUGAAGGACGUUCGUACGGGAAGCCAUGAAGACAGAAUGGACUCUUUCUUUCUGGCUGAGAUGUUUAAAUAUCUUUACCUGCUGUUUGCUGAUAAGGAAGACAUGAUAUUUGAUAUAGAAGAUUAUAUAUUCACUACAGAAGCUCAUCUAUUACCACUCUGGCUUUCCACCACAAACCAAACCAUCUCUAAAAAGAAUACAACUACAGAAUACACAGAGCUGGAUGACAGCAACUUUGACUGGACCUGUCCGAACACUCAGAUCCUCUUCCCAAAUGACCCAAUGUUUGCUCAGAGCAUUCGUGAACCUUUGAAAAAUGUGGUGGAUAAGAGCUGUCCUAGGAGUAUUUCAAGAGGAGAAGAGAGCUUGGGAAGUGGACCAAAACCACCCCUGAGAGCCAGAGACUUCAUGGCCAGUAAUCCUGAGCAUUUGGAGAUACUGAAGAAGAUGGGAGUCAGUUUGAUUCAUCUUAAAGAUGGAAGAGUGCAAUUAGUGCAACAUGCAGUGCAAGCAGCAAGUUCACUUGAUGCUGAAGAUGGCUUACGGUUCAUGCAGGAAAUGAUUGAACUCUCCAGUCAGCAGCAGAAAGAGCAGCAGUUACCUCCUCGUGCUGUUCAGAUAGUUUCCCACCCAUUUUUCGGUAGGGUGGUCUUGACUGCUGGACCAGCACAAUUUGGAAUGGAUUUAUCUAAACACAAAUCAGGGACAAGAGGAUUUGUUGCAACCAUUAAGCCGUAUAAUGGAUGCUCAGAGAUCACUAAUCCUGAGGCAGUGAAAGAGAAAAUUGCCCUGAUGCAAAGAGGCCAGUGUAUGUUUGCUGAAAAGGCACGAAACAUUCAGAAAGCUGGAGCAAUAGGAGGCAUCGUUAUUGAUGACAACGAGGGAAGCAGCAGUGACACAGCUCCUCUCUUCCAAAUGGCCGGUGAUGGAAAGAAUACAGAUGAUAUCACAAUCCCCAUGCUCUUCCUCUUCAACAAGGAAGGAAAUAUUAUACUGGAUGCAAUCAGGGAGUAUGAGGCUGUGGAGGUGCUCCUUUCUGACAAAGCAAAAGAUAGAGACUUGGAAAUGGAGAAUAUGGACCAGAAAUCAUCUGAAAAUGAUUCACAAAAACAAAAUUCAGAAGAAGCUUCUUCAGCAUCUCAGGAUGUUGGUGCAGUUGGUGAGGAGCCUGAAGAAGGAGAAAGCUCUGACGUUUCUGACCCUGAUUCCUUAUCUCCUGCUCAGGCAGACAGUGACAGCAUUUCCACUUCAGAUCAGGAUUCCUCCAUCCCUGGACCUGGUGAGGCUGAUGCUUCAGAGCCAGCAUGCACGCAAGGGGAUGAGCAGCCUCAGGAACAGCAGAGUGAGACAGAGCCAGACUCCAAAGUUAACUGGGACAAUAGAGUACAACCUAUGGAAUCCAUAUUAGCAGACUGGAAUGAAGAUAUAGAAGCAUUUGAAAUGAUGGAGAAGGAUGAACUAUGACUUGUAGUAAUAACUUAUUUGCUAGUAAACGAAUGGAGAACUCUUUGGGUAGAAGUGAGGCCUGAUAACUGAGAACUAGAAAACAUAUUCAGUAUUGUGAUGAGCAACCAGGUUUCACCUGGAAAUUAUCAUAGAAAUCCAGCACGCGCUCUUUGUUUUAAUUUUUCCUGUUUAAAAAUGGGAAUGUGCAAUUGAAGCACUCGUGUGGCCCCACUGCGCAGUGCUGUGUCCCAGGAGGUUUGCUCAGGGAGAGAGCCUGACUUCUGCCUGCCAGGUGCCCAGAGGUGAUGCUGCCUCGGCCUCUGGGAGGCACAAGUUGAGCACGUGGGGCUGCCAGCACCAUUCAGCAGCCACCAGCGGGAGCAGCUGGAGGCAGCAAGACAGCUGCUGCCCUGCUGGGAACGGAGCUGUGCCUGGUUUCCCUGGCCCCCCCCCGGCCCCCCCCCCCCCGCUCUGAAGGCCUUCCUCGCUAGCAGCAGGUGAAGCGAUGUCUCCAGUUGCUGCAUCUGUAAGACACAGGUAGAAGCAGUUUGGUUCUGUUCUGACGCAUUGCACCCAGACACAGUGGUGUUGCUCGUUGCUCCUUCCAUCUGCUGCGUGAAGAAUGACUGAGAUGGCCCGUGAGCUUUCUCUCCUGCUAAAUUCAGCUGGUGAAGCUGCACAAACCAAAGGCAGUGUGUUUUGUAAGCAGGUGCUGUCAGGGAACGAGGAUAGCCUGCUUCCUUUGGGGCUGCCACAUUAAGGUUGGCGGUGUGCUAUGAAAGUUACAUGUGAGGUGAAGGUAAAGAGAUUGGGGCAAACGGUGAGCCCUGCAGGUUGGAAAACCCAACCUACCCGAGGCACAGUUUCACCUGGCGGUAUUCCCUGAAUGCACACCAAGCAGAAUUAGAUUUGCUGUAACAAAAAUCUUCCUUUUUUUCCCCAAGUUUUACUUCUAACAGCAGCUUCUGUAGCAUGAUGCUUCGGGCAGUGAGGCUGGUGCAGCAGUGCAGUGCAGCAAUGGGGGCUGUCGAGCCCACAGCCCGGGCUGCAGCAAUGGGAGCAGCGAGGAUGGCUGCUGUGCUGCUCUGGGCUUUGGGAGCGUGUCCCAGCUGAGCGAUGGUUGUUAUCCCCCUUACUGCAAUGGAAGCAGGGUUAUUGAGACAGCCGAGAUGUCCCUCGUCCAAAGAAACUGCCAAAAGGUCAUUCAGUUGAUUUAUAUAAACUGCUUUUAGAGAGUCGUGGCUCAAGGAAUUGUUUUAUAUUAGAAAAUAAAUGAACACUGCCUGUACGCUGCGCCAGACUAGAAAUGAAGGUUUCUAUUGGUCCUUAAGAUAUUUUAAAGGAAAAAAAGUCCCAGUCUGAAGUGCACCUUUCUUUUAGCUGGUGAAUAUGCAACUGUUAUUAGUACAGCCAUACUGUAUUUAUUUGUGUAUACUCCUGUACAGUAUGAAUGGAAAUCCCGGGCAAACGCUGUAUACAUGUGUAUGUGACGACACUGCUUUCAGGAGCUGCGAGUGCCCAGGCACCUUUUGGGAGCAUGGCAGUCAGAACCGUGUGCGUAAAUUGAAUGAUAAUGUUAAACCAUUGGAGGAGGAGGUGAUUUGGAGGAGGAAAGAAAGAGGUAGCAGAAGAGUGAAUAAGCGUCCUUCUAAAAUAAAUCAGCUUUCCGGUGUAGUUAUUCCUUUGCACAAAUAGCUGUGUGGAGGUUUGAGCUGAGUGCUUGCAGCAGCCGAGGUUUUUCAGCUGGGGGAUUUUGUAUUGAUGUGGGUAUUUUUUUUUGUUGUUGUGACGUGGGUUUCCUCAUGGAAGGGGUCAGACCAUAGGAGCCAUAAGUGCCCUUUGUUAGUGGAGCUGUGAGCCCAGCAGCAGGCUGGGUGUCAUCCCAUGGGUCUCUGCCUGCCUGUACCAUGGCAGAGUGCUGCUGUUCUCAGUGCUCUCUAGCAUGGACUGCACCUUCAUGCUGGGUAGUUCUUUUGGGGGAAGCAGGGUUAUAUUUUCUAGGUAUAGAGGUCCUCUGAUCAUGGUGUUAAUUAAGUCUGUCGAUGUUGCAAUGCAAGCUUACGGUGGUGUGUCUUUGUUAACCUGCAGAAAGUUUAGGUGUAAUAGCAAAAUUUUCCUAAAAGCUGAGCUUCCCUUGGCACCACAGGCUCGCCUCUGGCUGCUCAUCCGCACCCAUGGCCAAAGCAGCAAACAGCCCUUUCCCUGGAUGUGGUGCAGGGUGUGGGUGUCCUGGCGGUGGCCGUCUGCAGGUGCCCAUCACCUCCCUCCUCCAGGACUGUGUUUUUGUUCUGCUCUGCUUGGAGGUGACCACGAGAGCUGCAGGGGAGAGGUGUACAGACCUGGUCAGUGGAAGCGACCUCUUGAGAAAGAAAGAAGGGUGAGGGGGGCGGUUCAAUUCGGGUUGUUUUCAUUUGGUGUUUCCUUGAGAGGAGGUGGCAUUAGUUGACCUUCUCGUAUCAUGUUGAAAGUAGUUCGGUUUUCUGUCACUCUCAUCUUAAAAAGCAAAAAGAAUGCAUUAAUUAUUUUUGUAAAUCAUCUUCCGGAGAGGAGAGUAAGUGUUCUUUCUGGGUUGUCUGCUCCACGUGGAGCACUGCUCGUCCAUUGUUCAUCAGCAGCUGCCCUUCGUUUUGGGUAUUGCACAUUGGUUUGUAUAGCGUUGAACACUGAAUUCAGGAAUCCUGGCUGGAGCCACGCUUACUCCGUGCCAUGUAAUUCAGAUCAGCCAAUUUGAUAUUAGAGGAAUUUUUAAUUGUUUACACGUGUUGUUUCUCAAAGAAUUUAAAGCCAGAGCCCAGCUUUUUCUCCUCCUCUUGAAGGCAUUGCUCAUGGAAAAGCAUUUGGUGAGAAGUUAGAAACGGGCCGUGGUGUGCAGAGCCGUCACUCAGAACAUAGAGAAACAUUCUGUGAAUGAAAUAUUGUAUGUUCAGAUUUUAUAGGAUUUUUUUUCUUUUUAGCCAGCCCGAUUUACAGCCGUAUAUUUUCUUAUGGAAGAUGUCUACUAACAGGUGCUGUAACACUUCUGUUGGGUUUUGCUGUCUGGUGGUAAGCAUAUACAAUAUUUCUAAGGGCAACGAUGUACUGUGAUGUAAAAGGUUGGGCUAAAAUGUAUAUAAUCUGUGUACAUAAUUGUGUACUUGAUUAUAACUGCUGAUUGUAAAGAUUUAAUAAAAUGUAAAUAUUCUGGUCAA
Molecule: messenger RNA, 5972 nt
Organism: Lagopus leucura (white-tailed ptarmigan)
Lineage: Eukaryota; Metazoa; Chordata; Aves; Galliformes; Phasianidae
Gene: EDEM3
Product: ER degradation enhancing alpha-mannosidase like protein 3
Exons: 20
Coding region: 1-2802 (933 amino acids)
Biological process (GO): mannose trimming involved in glycoprotein ERAD pathway; carbohydrate metabolic process; endoplasmic reticulum mannose trimming
Cellular component (GO): membrane; endoplasmic reticulum
Molecular function (GO): calcium ion binding; mannosyl-oligosaccharide 1,2-alpha-mannosidase activity
Source: RefSeq, a predicted model, not a curated record